UGUUGAGUUUUCGCGCAGUGGUGUUACUGAAUAGUUCACUCACGGCAAUGGAUGCAUCAACAACUGUGAAGAAUGGCUACUGUAGCAGUAAAAUGAACGGUAACCCAACCAAAAUGGUGGCAAACAGUUCUGCCGCACAGAACGUCUCGCCCAAGUUAGGAGCUCGAAGAGAGGAGGGCUCUAGAAUCCUGUCCUUGCUGAAAUUCCUAUGGUUCGUCAUAGUUUGUUUCUUGUCCUACGUGCUUCUCUUCACGUCCGUUCUGCCCUUGGUUCCACUAAUUGUGGUAUACUACAGUCUAAAGGUGAUCGAACGAUAUCUCGUCUACUGGACAUCUGGCGACCUUCACCUGAGCGGCCUGGAUGCGCUUUGGCAACAGAAAAGUGACGUGAAUCGUCUAGCGAUUACCGGAUUUUACUGCGCGGAGAACAAAACGGACUUCGAGAAAGCUCUUCGAGAUUUCCGACAAGCUGUUUUAGAUCGCAUGGUGAACGCUAAGAAGUCGGACGGAACCUUACUUUAUCCGAGGGCCCGUUGUUGCAUUCGCCCAGGCUACUUUCAGUACUUUUUUCAGGAAGACAGAUCUUUUCGCAUUGAAAACCAUGUGUUUAAGUGGGAUGGUGAAGUGCCCUCUUCCAGAGAGGAGUUAGAAGGGAUCGUUUCUAAGCUGAGUAAUGAACCCUUUAAAGAAGGAGUUUCCCCUUGGUAUUUCUGCUGUGUUCCUACAAAUUAUGGUGACAAGGAUUUCACGGCAAUCUUCAGGAUGUCUCACAGUGUUGCAGAUGGUGUGUCCUUGACAAGGUUCCUUAUGAAUCAGCUACCGGAUCAAUCAAAAAAUGAGAAGGAGACUAAGAAGUUUACGUCAUCAACUUCUCAAGUACCUCUCAUGGCCAAAGCAAUAUUAAGAAUGGCAUAUUCAAUGCUUAGGCUAGUUUUUGGCUUUCCUGACCAAUCCAUUCUACAUGGGCCAAAGCUGAGUGGCAUCAAAAAAGUUACCUGGAAUGAAGAAUUUGAUUUCAAAUUGAUCAAGCAAAUCAAAGCAGCCACAGGCACAACUGUCAAUGAUGUCUUGAUGUCUUGCCUCUCACGUGCAAUCAGAAGGUGCUUCCAGAGAAAGGGUGUGGAAAACCCUCCAGACUUCAAGGCAUCAAUUCCAGUAGAUGUCCGUCUUUCAGCCCCCAAGAAAGAACCCAGCUUCGAAAACAUGUUUUCUCUGGUCUUCCUUAGGCUUGCAGUUGGGACUGAAGGUGUUCUGAAUCAAUUACAAGAGACCAAAGCACGUAUGGAUGAAUGCAAAUACUCUGGUGAACCAUUAGCCACAGCCUGUGUGAUGAUGCUGUCUAAUGAAUUUUUCCCUGAAUUUAUGAUUAAGAGAAUAAACACUGUAAUCACUGAGAAGUCAAGUUGUGUUUUAUCAAAUGUACCUGGUCCCCAGCAUGCCCUCUCAGUGGCUGGUCGACCUAUCAAGUACACAACAUUCUGGCCUCCUCAGAGAGACAACAUUGGAAUUGGGCUGUCCAUCUAUACCUAUGCUGGCCGAGUUAUUAUUGGAGUGCAAAGUGAUGUCAGUGUGCUACCAGAUCCACAGAUCAUUACAGAAGAGUUUGGAAAUGCUCUAAAGGAGAUGACCCAAAGUGUUCUUCAUGAUGACGUGGUCAACGGAAAUGUGAUUCGCUAGACUUGACCUGUUGAUCAGCUUCAAGUAUUCUCACAAGUGAUAGGACUUGAGUAACUUUGUACCAACUUUUGUUGAACUUUGUUUGGAAGAGGACACUCAUGCAUGAAAGCAAGUAAGAUUGUAAUAUUAUUUAGUACUAACAAGGUCCUAAAACUAUAAUGAAAGAAAAACAACUUGAGCUAAAACUUGACCUUGUCCAGGUGCUCGGAAUGCUGACCAUAAUGUGGUAAAGAAGGCAUACAACUAAAUUGUUGAUAGGUGCAUCUUUGAAAAUUCAAAGCAGUAAUCAAUUUUAAAUGAAUGAGCCAUUUGCUUCAUAUUUGUGAAAAAAUACUUAUGCGUUAAAGGUUUCAUCCCAGAGACAAGAUAUUGUUUAGAAAAAAAGUUAUUUUUCAACUUGAUACAAUUUUUUUGACAAAAAAUCAAACAAAUUUAUGUAUUUGCAGAAUGUGAUAUCGUAUUGGUAUGAACCCUAACUUUAAUAUAUCCAUAUUCCCCAUACUUGACUCUGUAUAUUCCCUUUGGUGCUGAAAAAGAAAAUUCGUUUAACAGUCAAAGCCUGCAUUAUCAAUCAUGUCCUUUUAUUCUCGUGCCUUAACCCUUUAACUCCCAGAUCAAAUUUGUAAUUCUCCUUACAGUCAACCAUACAAUUCUUAUAAUGUUAUUCAGAGAAUUUAUUGUUGAAUUGACUAACUAUCUCCAAAUUGACAUUUUUCUUUAUUCUCAUCACUUAUCUGGUUGAUAUUGUAUUAAUAUUGUAUGGAGAAAUUCAGUUUUGGUCACUCACAGGAGUUAAGGGGUUAAUAAAUGAUUCAGUAGAAUAAUUAAGUGUAUGGAGAAAUUAGAUGCUGGUCACUCUCAGAGCUUAGAGGGUCAAUAAUACUCUUAUAGUCAAUUUUUUUCUCUAAUACCAUCCUAAGCAUGUACACAAGUUUGUGUGUUUGAGAUUUGCAUGCAAACUUUGAAUUUGGCCAAAGCCUGUAAGGGGAAUAAGUGUUUGUAACUCAAGUGGUGGUUUUGUUGUAGAGCAAGUGUUGAUCCAUUUAAUUUCCCUUUUUUAAGUAAGAACGAGGAGGAAAUCACUAGAAUUUUGUGCACUCUAACUAAGAAUUGUUACUCCAAAAAGAGUGUUUAGGUUUCUCACAAUGAUUUUUGUUGAAAAUUCACAUCCAAACUUGCGAAUCAAGUUAGAAACAAACUGUACUGAGAGAUCUUUUUCAUAGUGACCUUAAAAGUUAGUGAGUGGAAUAUUUAUUGUAAGAUUUGAUAGAAACUAUCCAAUCAAAUAGAUAAAUUAUAUAAUUUAAUAUUUAAAAAAUGACCUUAUAUCAAUUUACAAGAGUUAUUGAAGAAAAAAAUUACAAGUUACCUUUACAUUGAGUUGAUCUUGUACAUGAAGGUACAGUUAGUCGUUAGAGCAUAGUACAUACAUUUGUGAAAUUAAGUAUUGAUUUGUAUGGUCAAAAUGAAGUUAUUAUCCAGGUCAUGUUUAAGUUGAUUGUUAGCUAAAAUAAAAAUUAAUUUUGUAAGAAACUUAGCAGAUAUCAGUAAGUAUAAUUAUAUAGUACUUUGCAUCAUAUACCGUAAUACUACAGAUUAUCAUUAAUGAAGACAAGGCAAUGUAGACAUUGUCUAAGAUAAGAGAGAAAGAUACUGAAAAAAUAUCAAACAUCAUCAAUAUUAUUGAGUCAUGAUCUCAAUUUUUCAGCGUUAUUAGUAUUUAAAAGAUAGUAUUUGUUUCAAGUAAUAGAUUUUUGUCAAUUCUUUUGUGAAAAGCUUUGCUCAGGAGUUUAUUUUAUUAGAUAGUACAGAAGCAGGAAUGCUUAACUCCAAUAAGUGAUAAAUUGUAUUAAAAAUGGGGAAGAGUUUAAAAA
Molecule: messenger RNA, 3550 nt
Organism: Pocillopora verrucosa
Lineage: Eukaryota; Metazoa; Cnidaria; Anthozoa; Scleractinia; Pocilloporidae
Biological process (GO): triglyceride biosynthetic process
Cellular component (GO): plasma membrane
Molecular function (GO): diacylglycerol O-acyltransferase activity
Source: RefSeq, a predicted model, not a curated record